AUAUUCACGUGACGCCAUUCGAAGUUUAUCCCUACGCAAUUCUUUUUUCCAAUCUGAAGUGUGAUUCAAAUAAAUUAAUUUAAUAUGUACGGACAACAACCCAUUCUCGUUCUGAGCCAAAAUACAAAGCGUGAAUCAGGCAGAAAGGUGCAGGUCGAAAAUAUCAAUGCCGGAAAGGCUAUUGCAGACUUGAUACGAACAUGUCUUGGACCUCAGGCUAUGCUAAAAAUGCUGAUGGAUCCCAUGGGCGGUAUCGUUAUGACAAAUGACGGUAAUGCUAUUUUGAGAGAAAUCACAGUGACUCAUCCAGCUGCAAAAAGCAUGAUCGAAAUUGCCCGCACACAAGAUGAAGAAGUUGGUGAUGGAACAACAUCAGUCAUUGUUUUAGCUGGUGAAAUGUUAGCAGUUGCUGAACCUUUCCUUCAACAACAAAUUCAUCCAACAGUCAUUAUCCGAGCAUAUCGUGAAGCAUUAGAAGACAUGAUUAAUGUUUUACAAAAUGAUGUCAGCAUUGCUUUGGAUAAAAGUGACAAAUCAAAAGUUGCUGAAGUUGUGAAAGCUUGUGUUGAAGAAUUUGUUCAACGUAUUUGCGAAGACAUCAUUGCUGUUAAGCCAGAUUUGGUAUUUACUGAGAAAGGUGUUUCUGAUUUAGCUCAGCAUUACUUGCUCAAAGCUGGAAUCACAGCAAUUCGUAGAUUACGAAAAACUGAUAAUUUACGUGUUGCACGAGCUUGCGGUGCCACAAUUGUGAAUCGCACAGAAGAGCUUACAGAGAAGGAUGUUGGAACUGGUUGUGGUCUCUUUGAAGUUCGCAAGUUAGGUGAUGAAUAUUUCACUUUUAUCACUGAAUGCAAAGAUCCAAAGGCAUGCACGAUCUUGUUACGUGGCGCAAGUAAAGACAUUCUCAAUGAAACGGAGAGAAAUCUACAAGAUGCUCUUCAUGUCGCAAGAAAUUUGAUGUUAGAGCCUCGUUUAGUUCCUGGUGGUGGAGCAGUUGAAAUGGCAGUUUCACAAGCUUUAACUCAUAAGCAGAUCCAAGGACCGUACCGUGCUGUAGCGCAAGCAUUGGAAAUUAUUCCAAGAACAUUGGCUCAAAAUUGUGGUGCCAAUACAAUUAGAACUCUCACUGCAUUGCGUGCCAAACACGCAUCACAUCCACAAGGAGAUACCACACCAUGCUCUUAUGGAAUCAACGGAGAAACUGGCGAGAUUGUUGACAUGAAAGUUCAAGGAAUUUGGGAACCUCUUUCCGUGAAGAUGCAGGUUUAUAAGACUGCCGUUGAAACAGCAAUCCUUCUUCUUCGUAUUGAUGAUAUUGUUUCGGGAUCAAAGAAAAGAGAUAGAGAUGGAAUUACUGCACCCGGCGCUGCAGCAGCUGGACAAGAAUAA
Molecule: messenger RNA, 1389 nt
Organism: Clunio marinus
Lineage: Eukaryota; Metazoa; Arthropoda; Insecta; Diptera; Chironomidae
Source: the annotation of a GenBank genome assembly